AUGGCUUCAAAGAUCAUAGUCUUCUCCCUGCUUGCUCUCGUCGUCGCUUAUACAAUGAUGGUGAGUAUUCCGAUAGCAGAAGCUGAGCUUGUUUUUCCUUGCAAAACAACAUAUGAUUGUGAGUCACCUCUUCCCUGCUCGGGUAGGCCAUCUCAAUGUAUAAAGGGACAAUGCAAAUGCACCGUUCCAUUGACUCAUCAAGAAAAACUCGAUAAUCUAAUAACAAUGGAUGAUGCUAAGACAUGCAAGCUGACGAGUGAUUGUGAUCCUCGUAUGAAAUAUUCUUGUUCUUCGGGAUCUUAUAUGUGUGUUAAUGGCGUUUGUACUUGUAUCUAAUCUUAAUAUACUAGGACCGGAUCCGCAUUACAGCACGGAGAAAUAUUCACGGAUAUUACUUCUUA
Molecule: messenger RNA, 401 nt
Organism: Camelina sativa (false flax)
Lineage: Eukaryota; Viridiplantae; Streptophyta; Magnoliopsida; Brassicales; Brassicaceae
Source: RefSeq, a predicted model, not a curated record